UUGUCAUUCAAACGUCAAAUAAAAUCAAAAUCGAAGCGGUGAAAGUUUUGUCCGUUUUAUUUUUGUGUUUUUACUACGCACAAUAUUGGUUUCUUGAUAUAAAACCGAGAAUUACUAUAAUAUUCAGCCAUGAAUUUUAGUUUCGGCGCAGCGACCACCACCGCCGCUGCUACACCAGCUUUCGGUGCUUCCACUCCAGCUAAAGGAUUUGCCUUUGGAGGUGGUGAUACUAAGCCAGGAGGUCUUUUCGGAGGAACUGGCACAGACAACAAGUCAUUCAAUUUCACGAGCCCCACACAGCAGGCCCAGGCUGCUCCAGCCUCAGGCGCGGUGUUCGGUGGGAACUCCUCAUUCUCAUUUGGAGCUAAAACCACUGCUAGUACAGGACUUUUUGGCACUCCACCGGCCCAAACGCAAGCAGCGGCCCCAGCAUUCGGUGGAUUUGCGUCCCCACCUAACCAGACUGUAGGGAGUCCAGGUUUUGGACAACCUGCUGCUCAGACUCAGGCUCAGAAUGUUUCUUUUGGAGGAGCGUCGACUCAACAGCCAACACUUGGAUUCGGAUCACCACAAGCUCAAGCCCCAUCAGCCCUCGGCCAAGCGUUCUCGUCUCCUCAAGGAGGCUUCGCGUUCGGCAAGACAGCUGCCCCGACCAGCCAGCCCAGUGGGUUCGGAGGCUUCUCCACACCGGCCUCUGGGUUCUCUAUGGGCAUGCAGCCAGCUACUUCAACAACAUCAACAGCCCCACAGAGCAGUACUUCCGGCAUGACACUAGGCUCUUCACAGGCCUCCGCGGGCAUCACCGCCGCCGCCGGCCAGGGCGGCGCCUUCGGGACCGCUAAACCAGCAGGCGGGUUUGCCUUCGGUGGUAUAUCGACCCCGUCGUUCGGAGCCGCCACCACCGCGCCGCCGAGCUUCGCUCAGGCCACUGCAACUUCUGCUGCUCCUGCAUUCGGGGCAACGAGUGCGGUAUCUUUUGCGGCGACCACGGCGCCCCCUGCCUUUGGCACGGCCACUGCUGCCCCCGCCUCAUCAGCACCAACAUUUGGCCAAGCCCAGCCAACAUCAGGCUUCAGUUUUGCAGCUAAACCAGCCACCACAGCAACUGGCCUCUCUUUCAACCCAACAUCAACCGGCCUUGGCCUAAACCCAACUAGUUCAGCUGGCCUAACUAUAACCCCGGCUAGUACUGGGUUGAAUCUAACCCCGGCUAGUACAGGCUUAAGUUUGGGUGGUGGGUUGUCAAUGACUCCGGCCUCGACAGGGUUAACUUUGGGCACCCCGGCCUCUACAGGUUUAACUUUGGGUACCCCGGCCUCAACAGGGUUAACAUUAGGGACCCCGGCUAGUACGGGGUUGGGGUUGGCUUCGAGUGGGGGUUUGACUUUGGGAUCCAGUUCUGCUGCCACGUCUCUGCCUAGUUUCGGGGUUGCUUCUUCUGCAGGCGCAACCCCACAAGCGGGCGGCCUUAACUUCAGUUCGGCUGUGACUUCUACCGCGCCCGCCGCCGCCGCGCCCGCUAUUUCCGCCGCUGGUUUCCAACUUGGUCAAAAGCCCGCUACUAGCAUUGGUUUUGGAUUAACUUCUACUGCUAGUUCUUUACCAUCUUCUACAGCCUCGUCUAGCGCCCCCUCCGGUAUAACAGCCCUCGGUGCCAAGACUAGUACCGCUGUCACUAGCAUGCCUUCGUUGACUGCUACCACCACGGCAGCCCCAGUCGCCCCAACAGCGGUCACCUCAAUAAGCUUCGCUCAACUGGAAGAGAACAUAAACAAAUGGACCAUAGAGUUGGAGGAACAAGAGAAGACGUUCAUCAACCAGGCCACGCAGAUCAACGCCUGGGACCGCCUGCUCAUCGCCAAUGGAGAGAAGAUAGUAGAACUAAACGAAGCGGUCCAAUCCGUGAAGAACCAGCAACAGACACUGGAGCACGAGUGCGAGUUCGUGCUGGCUCAGCAGAAGGAGCUUCAGGACAUGUUGGCCCCGCUCGAGAGCUGUCUCCAAGCGACCGCGCCCACAGACCCCCAUCGCGAGCACAUGUAUUCGUUGGCCGAGAACUUAGACUCCCAGUUGAGGCAGAUGUCUGAAGAUUUGAAGGAAGUGAUCGAACACUUGAACGAGACAAACAGAGGGCAAGACAGUAGCGAUCCGAUCGUGCAAAUAGGCCGUAUCCUCAACGCUCACAUGUCAUCCAUGCAAUGGGUGGACAACUCUAUAGCGCAAAUAUCCACGAAACUGGACCAACUCAAGACAACCCACGAUACGUUAAGACGUGAUAACGAGAGGUCUUUCCAACUUACGUACAAUUGAUGUGUGAAAUGUGACGUGGUGGAUUUAGGUUUAACUUUAGGUGUGUCAUGUGGGUGGUUGAUUGAACUGUAAGUCUAGCUUUUGGGUUUACAAAGACUAUUAUUAUUAGAUGAUUGUUUGAAAAUGUAUUGAUUUGCUAUGCUACCGGUUCAAAAUGUAAGUUAUAUACUUACAUGACAUGUGAUGCAAAUAAAUAUUUAAAACUAUCUUGCAUUUAUACUAUCAUCUAAUAAUACACAAGGAUCAUUAAAAAGCUAGACAUACAUGAUGUAAUACAAAUUAACUGAGCAGUAAUUAUGAUGAUUGAAACGAAAACAGUGCAUGUAAAAUUGUUACUCAAGAACUUCAUUUAAUAGGUGAUUUUGUGACAAUUUGAUGAUUCAGUUUGAGAAUAAAGCCAAUUAUUUUCCAA
This is a messenger RNA of Plutella xylostella (diamondback moth), 2722 nucleotides long. Lineage: Eukaryota; Metazoa; Arthropoda; Insecta; Lepidoptera; Plutellidae. The record is from RefSeq and is a predicted model, not a curated record.